UCCCAGUACUUCUCGGUCAAUGUGAACACCGGCGUUAUAAUGGUCAGCGAGCGGAUAGACCGGGAGCAGCUCUGCGGGCAGAACCCCCGUUGCUUCCUCCACCUGAAGCUUGCCAUCGAGAACCCAGUGGAGUUUUACCGCAUCGAGGUGGAGAUCCUGGAUAUCAAUGACAACCCCCCAGAGUUCCCCAGCGACGAGGUUUCCUUGCGCAUCUACGAGCUGGCAUCCCUGGGUGCCCGCUUCCCCAUUCAGCCUGCCCAGGACCCUGACGUGGGCACCAACACCUUGCAGACCUAUCACCUGAGUGCCAACGAGAACUUCAACCUCAACGUGAAGGCGCGCACAGAUGGUGGGAAGUUCCCUGAGCUGGUGCUGGAGAGGGCCCUGGACCGGGAACUCAGAGCUUUCCACCACCUGGUCCUGACCGCAGAAGAUGGGGGCUCUCCCCCCAAGUCCAGCAAGACACGCAUCACUAUUCAUGUCCUGGAUGCCAAUGACAACCACCCGGUCUUUGACAGACCAUCAUACGGAGCCCGCUUGGUGGAGAACUCGCCGCUGGGCACCCUCGUGGUGAAGUUAAAUGCCACCGAUGUGGACGAAGGGCCCAACGGAGACAUCCGCUACUCCCUCAGCAGCCACAACUCAGCUGCUUUACGCCAGAUCUUUGCCAUCGAUGAGCAAACCGGGGAGAUUCGCGUUCAGGGCGACCUGGACUUCGAGGAAGCGACGGUGUAUGAGAUCGAAGUAGAGGCCAAGGACAUGGGAUCGCCCACGAUGGAGGAGCACUGCAGCGUGGUGGUGGAAAUCACUGAUGUGAACGACAACGCCCCCGAGGUCAUUCUUACCUCCUUCUCCAGCUCCCUGAGUGAGGACGCACCCCCGGGCACAGUGGUGGCUGUGAUACACGUCAGAGACAGGGACUCUGGUGAGCAGGGCAAAGUCCAGUGUCACGUGUCUCCAGAUCUUCCCUUCCAGCUGCGAAAGGACUAUGAGCACCAGUACUCGCUGCUAACCAGCACCAGUUUGGACCGGGAGCACAUUGCCUAUUACAAUGUCACCAUCUCUGCCUCGGACCUGGGCAGUCCCCCGCUCUCCCGCCACACUAUCUUGCCAAUCUCUCUUGCAGAUGUCAACGACAACGCGCCCCAGUUUGAGCAAGCGUUCUACGAAGUGCUGGUGGCAGAAAACAACCCUGUGGGCAGCGUGCUGGUUACAGUCUCUGCUGCCGACCCUGACUCGGAGCAGAAUUCCCGCCUCUCCUACUCCAUCCUGCGAGCUGGUGGGACAGAUCCAGGCCUGGAUCCGACUCGCUACCUCUCCAUACAUCCCACAAGUGGGCAGGUCUCUGCCAAACUCCCCUUUGACUAUGAGCAAACCACCUAUCUCCAGUUCCACGUGGAGGUCUCUGAUGGUGGCUCCCCGGCCCUGAGGAACAGGACGCUGGUUCACAUUUUUAUAGUGGACCAGAAUGACAAUGCCCCGCAGGUGCAUUUCCCCAGGGCCGGGGAGGACUCCGCUACCCAGUUGCGAAUCUCCCCCUCUACUGCCCCUUCUUCUCUCAUCACGAAGGUGGUGGCAAUAGACGCGGACUCGGGGCGCAACGCCUGGCUCUCCUACCACCUCGUGGAAGCCACAGACCCG
Fulmarus glacialis (Northern fulmar) is the source of this 1641-nucleotide messenger RNA. RefSeq names its product protocadherin gamma-C5-like. Gene Ontology annotation, molecular function: calcium ion binding. The annotation marks the transcript as partial. Gene Ontology annotation, cellular component: plasma membrane. The transcript has a single exon. The record is from RefSeq and is a predicted model, not a curated record. Lineage: Eukaryota; Metazoa; Chordata; Aves; Procellariiformes; Procellariidae. Gene Ontology annotation, biological process: homophilic cell-cell adhesion.